AUGGCAAAACGUGGCUCUGCCGUUUUGCUCCUCUUCUUGAUUUCGUGCAAUUUCAAAAACAGGACAAGAAUGGAAAGCAGAGUGAAAUUGGGGAUUUAGGGUUUGCUUUUAGAAUCGAAUACUCCAACCACCACCACCACCAUCAUCUGAAGAAGAAGAAAAAGAAGAAGAAGGAACGGCGCAGAUAUCGAUGCAAAUGAACAGCAGAGAUCCACCACCGGCAGAGGAGGAGGAGCAAGAUCAGGUGAUGAGCGAGGUCCACCUGGGAUGCCCACCUGGCAUCUCUGGGCCCCACAUUUCCCACUUCGCCAUUUCUCUUCCACCUACCACAUACACUGAUGCUUCUGAAUAUGACGACGAAGAGGCUUCUACAGAUCAAACGAUCAGCGUGGACCAAGACGGUGAUUUGGUUCUUAGUAGACGCAACAAACCAUGUUUGGACAGUUAUAGCUUGAGCAUUCAGCACAAUAUCACAUCAUCGAUUCCGAGCGUGGGUUUGCAGGUGUGGAGAGCGGAGCUUGUGUUAUCUGAUUUUGUGUUGCAUAAGAUGUUUACUUCAUCUGAGUUUGAUGGAAUUGUUGCAUUAGAGCUUGGUGCUGGAACAGGAUUGGCGGGUAUAUUACUUGCACGUGUUGCGGAAACAGUGUUUCUGACCGACCAUGGUGAAGAAAUUCUCAACAACUGUGCUAAGAAUGUUGACCUUAAUUCUGAACUGUUAAACUAUCGAGCUGCAGUUCACAUACGUGAACUUGAUUGGAUGAGUCCCUGGCCUCCUAGAGUAAGCGCAGGAGAGACUUCUCUGCAUAAAAGGUAUACAUGGACCUUUUCAGAAGUUGAAGAAGUCCAGGGAGCUUCUGUGAUUGUAGCUGCUGAUGUAAUUUACAGCGAUGACUUGACUGAUGCAUUUUUUGGUGUUCUAGAGAGAUUGAUGUCACUGGGUUCUGAGAAGGUGCUAUACUUAGCAUUGGAAAAGCGCUACAACUUCAGUCUCAUUGAUCUUGAUGUUGCUGCAAAUGGUUAUUCACAUUUCUGUAGCUAUCUGAGGGAUGAAGAGGAUUGUGAGGAAGUCAAAAAUGGAUGUCUCCCUUGUUUUGUUGGGAAGGUCAUAGAUCUCACACAAAUUCCAAAAUAUGUGAAGGAGUACGAGAGAGGAAAUGAUGUUGAGAUUUGGCAGAUUAGGUACGAGAAAAGAUCCCAAUUCAGGGACUCCUGUGACAAUGAGACUUAAGUUAUGUAAACCUUGUGUUUGUAAAAAUCCAUUUAGUUUGUUAUAAAUGUCUCAACCAAUCCUGUCCUCAA
This is a messenger RNA of Corylus avellana, 1299 nucleotides long. Its product is annotated as Putative methyltransferase family protein. Gene Ontology annotation, molecular function: protein methyltransferase activity. Lineage: Eukaryota; Viridiplantae; Streptophyta; Magnoliopsida; Fagales; Betulaceae. Gene Ontology annotation, cellular component: nucleus. The record is from RefSeq and is a predicted model, not a curated record. Gene Ontology annotation, biological process: protein methylation.